AGGAAAGGAAGGCUUAGCAAGAAAAGUGAGGAGAGUAGGAGAGCUGCGACCAGAGAGGAAGUGCUGGAAAAGCCUGCGAGGCUGUUUGGAGAAAGAAACCACGUGUUCCCACAUCUGGCUGCACCGUCUUGCACCACAAAAUGAAGGUUGUGCUCAGUCUGGUUAUGCUGACGUCAUUGGGGCUGCUUGUCAGCAGUGCCUCCGAGGAUGGAAGCGCCUCAGGAGACACUUUAGCAGAAUUGUCCAAAGCCGGCGAGAAGGUGGUGGGCGAGGAGGUGAAGCGCGCCUUGUACGGCGUGGGCCAAAUGAGGGAGGUGAUGUGGAGGAACGAGCGCAAGCACGAGCACCUCAUGAAGUCUCUGAAUCGCAGCGGUGACAAGAAAAAGGGUGCAGCGCAACUGGCUCAGGAUGUGACAGAGAAGCUGCAGGAGGCCGAGGAGCAGUGCAAGGCCUCCUUGCAGUCCCAUUGGGACGAGUGCAGACCGUGUUUGGAGGACGCGUGUAAAACCUUCUUCACCAAAACCUGCCGCAGAGGCUUUGGAACGUUCCAGACCAAAGUUGAGAACUUCUUCCGUCUCGUGUCGAGACGUUUCAGCAGCUUCAGCGAACCGGCCGUGGAAGCGGACGACAUCCUGGUGAACCAGGAGCCGGAAAGCCCCGACGCCGAAGUGCUCCGCAUCCAAGACGCCUUCACCCGCCUGAGCCGCAAGGUGGGAUCGUUGGUGAACAGCAGCGCGGCGCUGGCCUCCAGGAUGAGCGACGGGCUGGACCGGGCGGUCCGCAGGGCUCUCUUAAGCGGCCCCCCGGUGGCGGGUGCCACGGAUGCCCCCGACGACCCGGCCCGCGACUCGGGCUUCCUGCAGGGGGUGGGCCUGGACGAAGUGCUGGACUCCUUCUUUGACUUUGGACGCAGCGUGGUGGAGGAGUUUGGAGCGGCGGUGACGCAGGCAUUUGACGGCCUCCGCGGCGGGGCCCAAGAAGAGCAAAACAAGAGAGAGAGAACAUUCCCACGCUUCCUGCGGAACAGGAAGUUGUGCAGAGACCUGCGUAAGCAGUCGGCAGAGUGCUGGCAACUGCAGAACCAGUGCGAGGCUUGCCAGGGAACUUUGCUGGCAGAAUGUCCCAGCGUGAGGGAGCUCCACGUGGAGCUCGAACAGGUUUCACAGCUGCUCGGCGUCUCCAGGGAGCAAUACGACGAGGUCCUGUCUAUCGUGCGGCGCCACGCUGACGAGACGCUGGGUUGGCUGGGCGACAUGGCCGCUGAGUUUGGCUGGGUGGCAAGGGCGGACACUCAAAACAUCUUUCGCAUCACCAGGGUGGCGCCAAAGAGCCACGACAAGAACCUGUCAGUAAGGGAGACCCGAGUGGAGGUGAACGUCCUCAACUCUCCCUCUUUCAUCUUCUCCGUUCCCGGGGAGCUGAACCCGCAGGACCCGGGCUUCAUCCAGUACGUGGCCCAGGAGGCCCUGGACAAGUACAAGGAGAUGUUCAGGUACCACGAGGAUGAGUGAACGGCCAAUCACAGCGCUCCGUCGAGUUGAAGAAUCGAAACAGCGUACCUGUUGGGAGACAGUUAAAAGAAUAUAUGCCAUUUCCAUUCUAUCCAAAU
This is a messenger RNA of Syngnathus typhle (broad-nosed pipefish), 1609 nucleotides long. RefSeq names its product clusterin-like 1 (retinal) (gene clul1). Bases 141 to 1511 code for a protein of 456 amino acids. The transcript has 9 exons. NCBI's taxonomy places the organism in Eukaryota, Metazoa, Chordata, Actinopteri, Syngnathiformes, Syngnathidae. The record is from RefSeq and is a predicted model, not a curated record.